This is a messenger RNA of Linum tenue, 744 nucleotides long. NCBI's taxonomy places the organism in Eukaryota, Viridiplantae, Streptophyta, Magnoliopsida, Malpighiales, Linaceae. The record is from the annotation of a GenBank genome assembly.
GGAGGUGAAUCCGACGAGCAUGAUACAGAGUUUGUUCGACCUUUGCUGGUAGGCGAUUUCAACCCUAGUCCAGACGGCCAUUGUGGUUUUAGGGCACUUUCUCAUUGUAUUUAUGGGGAUGAUAGUCACUAUCUGCUCAUGAGAUCGGCGAUUGUCCAUGAAAUCCAACAACAUUUCUGGAAGUACGAGAACUUGUAUAAUGGUGGUCCACUAGCUCACAUUGACCGCAUCAAUUGGCUCGAGGCGGGUUCCGCACCAAUGGGGCGAUGGAUGGAUUCUGAGGACUUGUUCGUGUUUGCCACCAUCUACAACAUCGCAGUCAUGGUCUUCACAUACCAGAUGUUUGAUGUCAAUAAUGGAAACCGUCCACUACCCAACCGCUACGAUGAUGCCUAUGUGGUAUUGCCUAUUGAUGCGGACCAAGGUACUUUGCCACCAACCAUGUUCUUAUCACUGCACUAUGUGAACAACCACUACAUUCGAUUGUACUUCAACCAGGAUCAGUUUCCCAUACCCCCUCUGCAUCCACUUUGGCAUGGGAUAGCAAGUCCUAACGUGGCGGGAUGGGAAGCUAUUCUCGAGGGUGGACAAAAUUUGUAUGCGAGUCUUGGUGGUCGGCAGCGAGCCAGGCAGAGAGACCCCCGAAGAGCUAGGGGAAGGGGUAGGGGUAGGAGCAAUGCAUAGUGUUGCGAUGCUCUAUUUAUAUGUUGUUGUUUUUCUAGUUGUAUUUUAAAUGGCUCUAGU